GAAACAAACAAGAGCACAAAAGCUCUUGUAAUAUCCUUCCGAAAGAGAAAGAUCAGGCUUUAUGACUUUCCUGCCAGGCUGAACUGUUAUUCCGAGGGAACGGCUGUGUACUCCAGCACACUGGACUCUGAAGAACGUGGAUUACAAUGUUAAGGAUUGCGGAGGCUUUGGUCACUCUGGUGGCAGUGUCACUGAUGGCUGAAGGGGUAUUCGGUGGCUACGGGAUGAGUAUGUUUGCUGCGCAGACGUCUCCACCAGACCCGUGCUACGACGAGAACGGUAACCCGAGAAGAUGCAUCCCCGAUUUCGUGAACUCGGCUUUCGGGAAGGAAGUGCGCGUGUCCAGCACCUGUGGAAAGCCAGCCACUCGGUACUGUGUAGUAGCCGAGAAAGGAGACGAGAAAAGUAGGAAUUGCCACAUUUGUGACGCCGGAGACCCAAAGAAGUAUCACCCACCCGCGUAUUUAACAGAUCUCAACAACCCUCAUAACCUCACUUGUUGGCAAUCGGAAAAUUACAUCCAGUACCCGCAAAACGUCACACUGACACUCUCUUUGGGUAAAAAAUUUGAAGUCACCUAUGUGAGCCUUCAGUUCUGUUCACCGCGACCCGAAUCUAUGGCCAUCUUUAAGUCGAUGGACUACGGGAAAUCAUGGGUUCCUUUUCAGUUCUACUCUACCCAGUGUAGGAAGAUGUACAACAGACCAAAUAAGGCUGCAAUCACCAAGCAAAACGAACAAGAAGCUAUCUGCACGGACUCUCACACGGACAUGCAUCCCCUCUCCGGUGGUCUAAUAGCGUUCAGCACCCUGGAUGGCAGACCCUCAGCGCACGACUUUGACAACUCGCCGGUACUACAGGACUGGGUGACAGCCACCGACAUCAAAGUGACUUUCAGCCGAUUACAUACUUUCGGGGAUGAGAACGAAGACGACUCUGAGCUUGCCAGGGACUCUUAUUUCUAUUCGGUCUCAGACCUGCAGGUUGGCGGGCGAUGCAAAUGCAAUGGCCACGCAUCAAGGUGCGUGAAAGAUCGGGACGGGAACCUUGUUUGUGAGUGCAAGCAUAACACUGCUGGACCAGAGUGUGACAGAUGCAAACCAUUUCAUUAUGACCGGCCUUGGCAGCGCGCAACUGCGAGAGAAGCAAACGAGUGUGUCGCCUGUAACUGCAACCUGCACGCACGGAGAUGCCGCUUCAACAUGGAGCUGUACAAGCUGUCCGGGAGGAAGAGCGGUGGAGUCUGCCUCAACUGCCGCCACAACACGGCCGGCCGCCACUGCCACUACUGCAAGGAGGGCUUCUACAGAGACAUGAGCAAGCCCAUCUCCCACCGCAAGGCCUGCAAGGCAUGCGAUUGCCACCCCGUGGGAGCCGCCGGAAAAACCUGCAACCAGACCACGGGCCAGUGUCCCUGCAAAGACGGCGUGACCGGCAUCACCUGCAACCGCUGCGCUAAAGGCUACCAGCAGAGCCGCUCCCCCAUCGCCCCCUGCAUAAAAAUUCCCGUUGCACCUCCCACAACGACAGCAAGCAGCACAGAGGAGCCCUCAGACUGUGAUUCCUACUGCAAAGCAUCCAAGGGCAAACUGAAGAUCAACAUGAAGAAGUAUUGCAAAAAGGAUUACGCGGUCCAGGUGCACGUUCUGAAAGUGGACAAGGCGGGCGAGUGGUGGAAGUUCACCGUCAACAUCAUCUCCGUCUACAAGCAAGGCGUGAACCGCAUUCGGCGCGGGGACCAGUUCCUGUGGGUGCGCGCCAAGGACGUGGCCUGCAAGUGCCCCAAGAUCAAGCCCGGGAAGAAGUACCUGCUCCUGGGACACGACGACGACUCCCCGGACCAGAGCGGGGUGGUGGCGGACAAGGGCAGCCUGGUCAUCCAGUGGAGGGACACGUGGGCUCGCAGGCUGAGGAAGUUCCAACAGCGGGAGAAGAAAGGGAAGUGCAAGAAGGCCUAAAACGUCCACACCCCCCCCUGAGCAAGCGGAGAGGACACGGAGAGAGGAGCGAGGGACCGAGGGAGACAGAGACCUGAGGGACAGACGGAGGGACUGAACGUUGCUGCUUUGAGUACAAGCGUGAAGAGAAAAGUAGGGUGUUUUUUUUAGGAACUUUUUGUGAAGGAGCUCAUUUUCUCUUUUUUUUUUCCCCAUCGAGAUUUGUUUUUGUGGAUUUUUUGCCAAGUUUGCACCUAAUAUUCCCAGUAUAUAAAGUUGUUGGUAUUUCCCCCCCACCUCCCAUUUCCACGGCUUCGUAAUAAUUCCAAUCCAUUUUUACCGGACAUAUUGUUUUAGCGUAAUUGCAAAAACAAGCUACUGUAUCACAUUUCCGUGUCUAAAGCAGUUCAUUAAGCUUUAUGCAGUAUAUAUAUUGUACAGAUGGGGCCAGGAGAAUGCGAGGAGAAGCUGCUGAUUACAGGUGACUCCCCAGGGGUGUGGGCCUCGUCACAAGAAACUGUGUAAACAGCAAUGCAAGUGUUAACACACUAAAUGUAUCAUAAAAACCUCGCUUUUCUAUGUGGUUUUCCGCAUUCAGAAUCAUGUCACAUCGAAAAACAUGUUCCGUAGUGGAGCAGCAUCCUUUGACAAGCCUGCCAUUUUCCUAAGCGUAUCCUCUUCGUGUGGAACAAACUUGUGUGUAAUAUACCUCAAAUCUUUUAGUUCACUCUGCGUUAAGCUGAAGAGUGCCACAAAGCUGCAUGUUUUAGAGGAAAUCCUCUACUGGGCUAUGGGGUGUUGGACCAGCAUGUGGACCGAGGCCAUAGGUGCCAGUGUUGGGUUUAAGAGGCGCUCAUGAAUGAAUAUUACACCACGCCGUUAUAUAUUACAGAAGCUAAUGCUUUCGAGGAUUUAAUUUUUCGGUAUGUUUUACAUUUGUUCUGGGAGAAAAUAUUUAAAAAAAAGUUAAUACAGUGUCCUCAAUAGUCUUUACAUGCAUGGACGUUCAUUUUAAAUGGUUAAAGCUCUUCUGCAUGGUUCCAGGUUGCAUGUAAAAACCUUUUCUAGGGAGAUUAACUCUAAAAUCUCUUUUAGACUGGUGCUGCUGUUUUAUAGUUAAUUACUAUCGUUUAACUGGGAUAGUUCACUUGCUUGAGUUGUCUUUUUUUUUAUUGCAGUAUGUUUUCAUUUGACCCAGCCAUUUUGUUUGUGAUGAAAGCUAUUAAUAGUUAGUUUUUUGUUUUUGUUGACCUGUCGUCUUUGCAGUGGUGGACAUUCAGGGGUAACUGGUCUAAAGCGACAAAAUAUACUUCAGGUAUCUCCAAAGUAAUGUGUACAGCAGUGGUCUGCCUCCAUAAGCAAAUCUGUAUGUUUACACCUGGUUAUGCUUAAAAAAGAAAUCUUCAUUAUUCAGUAUUUUAUUUUCAGCAGGAAUUAUUUAAAACGGCCAUGUGACCGGAGCACAAUGAGGAAAUUGCGGUGCCUAUAUCAACAUGACUUUUUCAUUACGCUCCUAAUUGUGAGUAAAUGGAAACACACCGUAACAUGGCAGUACAGGCCGUUGUGGCAUUACUGAGGUGUAUCUUCUUGCUUAAGGCCACAACCCCCUGAAUGCCCACCGUUGAAGAGUUGGCAGAUCAUCAGAAACUUCCUUAAGCACCUAAAGUAUCCUUCAUCCCGCACAUAAACCGUCUGGGCCAAACAAAGACAUACACUAAGAAUGAAAUAAUCUCAGAACACUCCAGAAAGUGAACUAUCCUUUUCAAGUUGUGUUGGACUACCAACCCCAAAAAGAAAACAUACUACUUAUGCAAGCUUUGAGCUUCACAAAGACUCAGAACAGACCAACAACCAGCUGUCCAUGCAGCGUUCCUCUAAGUACAGCUCACUAUAUAUUUACGUUUUAUUCAUCUUGACAAAAGCAUUGUCAAUCAGUGUUCCAGAAAAGGCAUUUUUGGAUAGGGUAGUUCAUCUCCAGUCACCAGGGUUAAGCUAAAGACGGUGCCAACAAAGUGCAUUAGGAAAAGACUGCAUCCCUCAGCAAGUGUAAACCAACCUGGAGUACUUUUACAAAAAGGCUUAAUUAAAUCUAAGCUAUAUAUGGAAAUAUAAAUCAGAUAAACUACAUGACUUCAUCUUGGUAUUCAAAGCAUGAUGAAAGCAAAAAAGGAAAGAAAAAAGCAUGUUGUGUGCCAAAGACUUCAAACCGUCUGAAAGGCACAAAUCAUCCAAAGACUAGGCCUUAUUGUUAUUGUGCCAUGAGAGUAAAAUUAGCUUUUAGUCUGGCAGAAGUUUAAAAAAACAGGCAAAAAACAAAGCAAAACAAAGCCAGACUCUGUAUCAACUCUGAUAUCUUCGGCAUGACAAUAAACAUUCUUGGUGUUGCUUUGAAUCAGCAGGAUCUUCCACCACAGUAAUACAGCUGUAAUCUCUGGAAAUCCCACUUCUCUCUCUGCACAUCCCUGUCUCUGUUUCUCCUGCCAUAUGCUGAGCGUGGUAACGGUGCAAAGAGCCAAUCUGAGGCUGGAAAAGAAAUGAAAAGCUUUGUGGAUGAUCCUGCCGAUUACAAUUACUGGUCUCUGAACAUAACCUGAGAAAGAUGUUACCCAGAACGUUUCGUUAAGGAGAAAAUGCACACUCGCCGAGGUACAAGUAACCCAUCUGUGAGGCUGACUGAAGACCGUCUUUCACUGGAGAGAGGUCGUAAGAGAUUUCAAUGCUUUUUAAACAAAAAAAAUAAAUCCUGUUAAUAAGUCUGUUUCAGUGAUGUAUAGCGUAAAUCAUUUGCAAUGUGCAGACCAAUGAAGAAAACCAUUGCAGACCCGUAUCAACUGAAUACGUCAUUUGUGUAAUAAUGUAUUAUUGUUGCUUAAUUACAUUAACAGGCAAAAUUAUUUUGUUAUUUUGUAAAAAAAAAAAAAAAAAGUGAAAUAAAACAACUACAUUACAGAUGUGUGCAUUUAAAAAAAAAAAAAGGUGAAGAGGUUUUCUGGUACUGUGGGGUUACAGAGUUAAUUGUGAUGUGUGUAUAGUUAGUAUGUUUAUGUUAAGCAUUAUCUAGACAAUUUUGAAAUAUCACUAACCAGAAUUCUAAUUAUUGUAGAUUUUAACAGACAGAAAAAGAAUGAGUUCCAGAAUAAGCCGGUGGGACUGUGUGUAGUGCACCGUCACGGCAACGGAGGGGGAUCUGAGCUGUGAUUGGCCAGGCAGUGGGGUGCAGACAGACAGACAGACACACACACACACACACACACACACACGGGUAAAUGCCCUAUGGCCUGCACCUGACUUAUGGAUGACAUACUUCUCAUCUCACCCAACGAAGGAUCUAAAAAAUAAAAUGGAAAAAAAGAUGCAGAAAUUUAAACCUUAGAAUUAUAAAGUCCUAAGUGACAUUUUUGACGAAAAAUAGUGCCAUAAAUAUGUUGUUUAUAGGGCCACUAAAUAUAUGUGUGAAGGCUUACACAAAAAUACAGUUUGAAUGUACGAAGAAAUUCAAAAUUUUAAAGGUUGUAUCAGUUUGGAGCUCAUCCAUUUUGGUAUCUUUGAAGCUCAGUAUCUCAGACCACUCAGAACCUUAUAAUUCCAAGGUCACCAAGUAUGUCCACCUCACACUUCUGUGUCCUCAUAUCGUGGGCCCACAGACCACAGGCCAGCUCCUCACCCUUACUGUACCUUACAGACACCUAGAGCACAGGCCAGCUCCUCACCCUUACUGUACCUUACAGACACCCAGACCACAGGCCAGCUCCACACCCUUACUGUACCUUACAGACACACAGGCCACAGGCCAGCUCCUCAACCUUACCGUACCUUACAGACACCUAGAGCACAGGCCAGCUCCUCACCCUUACUGUACCUUACAGACACCCACCUCACAAGGCUGUCUGUCUGUCUCUCUCACUGCGGUGGCUUAAGACGACGCCAGCCCAUCCAUGAUGGCUCACUCACAGCCAUACACGAAGGGGCUCCAGAAAUAUGUAUAUUUACUUUAAAAAGACGGAUAACUGUAGAUGAACUAAAAUAAAAAUAAAAAGUGUAUUCUAAUUAGGGUAGAGGGAACAAGCGGAAGGUGUUUUAAUUUAUUGAUCUGACUGUUCCGGCGGACAGUACGCAGUCCCGUUCAUUCCACUAUAUUCACCACGAGGUCUGACCGCUGCUCUCCUGCAAAUAUACGUCUUUAUGUACAGAUCAUUACAACAAACGUGUAUGCUUUUUACUGGCAACUCCUCACGAAGAUGAAUGUAUUACAUAUAUAUUAAUAAAUAUAUACAUAUAUGCAUUUUAUUGUCCGUUGUAAUAUCCACAGAAUAUGUCACACAUGCAUCAACCCGCAUUUGGAAUAAGAUAAGCAUCGGCGAAAUAUAUAAUCGAACAAACUUGUUUUUAUUGUGUUUAGUAGCCCCACGGUGUAAAUUUUAGACCUGUUGUCCAAGCAAUGAAAGGGUGUUUGGAUUUGUACUGCAGACCUGUUGGAACUUUUGCUUUUGUUCAUUCUAUGAAUUGUAAAUGUUGUUUAGCUGUGGACAUUGCAAGAGUUUGCAAUGUUUUACAAUGCAUACUAAUAUAUUAUUGGUUAUUAUAUGAAUAUAUUUAAUGACACAUGAAACAUUGUGUGUUUUAUUUUUGUCCUUUUUUACCUUUUGUGGUUGUUAGAUGUGAUUAAAAUCAGAAGGAUAUUGUAACUACUGAAUACCAUCCUGGUAGAACUAAAUCCAGAAUUCAAUUGAAAUAAACUCCUGUACACUCA
Conger conger (European conger) is the source of this 6687-nucleotide messenger RNA. It is a transcript of the gene ntn1a, whose product is annotated as netrin 1a. The record is from RefSeq and is a predicted model, not a curated record. The transcript is spliced from 7 exons. Gene Ontology annotation, molecular function: protein binding. Bases 147 to 1958 code for a protein of 603 amino acids. NCBI's taxonomy places the organism in Eukaryota, Metazoa, Chordata, Actinopteri, Anguilliformes, Congridae.